Messenger RNA from Lutzomyia longipalpis, 1893 nucleotides. It is a transcript of the gene Ifrd1, whose product is annotated as interferon-related developmental regulator 1. Bases 383 to 1660 code for a protein of 425 amino acids. Lineage: Eukaryota; Metazoa; Arthropoda; Insecta; Diptera; Psychodidae. The record is from RefSeq and is a predicted model, not a curated record. The transcript is spliced from 3 exons.
UAGGAACAUUUGUUAUGGGGACAUAUCAUUCCCACCACAGUCAUUUUUCUUCUUUGGAUGCGAUUUCGUGAAAAAUGGUAAUUUGUGUGAAAAAUACAAUCACCCAUGUCCAUCUCGAUCAAUUUGUUCCUUGUGCUGAUAUAAAAAGUCUACUCUCCCAUGUGAACAGACAUUUGAUAGCGAAAUUCUCUUGAUUGUGGCCACAAAAGAGUUGUGCGAGAAAAAUUUCUUCUUGUUCAAUUACAAAAAAAAAGUUUCCUGGGAAAAUUUUUUGUUACAUCAACAAUUUUUCUUUUUUCAUUCACAAAUAAAAGCUAAAAAAUAAUUUUUCAAAGUGGAUUUUAAUAGUUCCAAAGUACAUUUUGGGAGAAAAGUGAAAAAUAUGCCGAAGAAUAAGGUGAAACGGGGGAAAGGUCGCUUGGUGGAAUUGUCAGACGAUGAAUCCGUCAAUGAUAAUGCGAGUGUCAUCUCCCUGCAGUCAGACGACUGUGGCGGAAGUCUCGAGGAUGGGGGUGCAGCGGAGGAAUUCGGGAGUGUCACGGAGAAGUAUGAGGAGAGAUUUAUGCAAGCCCUCGAGAAUGCCACGGAGAAAUCCAUCCAGACACGCGUGACUGCCCUCCAGACGGCAUGUGAGAUUCUCAUGCUGCGCUACAUACCAGAUACCGUGGAUGACCGCAAAGUGACCCUAAUUGACAUCAUCGACAAGUCCCUGAGACGCGGUAAAGGUGCCGAACAGGCUAAUGCAGCCAAACUAGCUCAACUCCUCAGUAUCCAACUAGCUGGGGAUGAUAUUAUUCCAAAGGGACUCAAUCAGACGCUAAAUGUAACGGCACAGGAUAAUGCCGUCUCAUACGAUGCUCGAGCAAAGUGCUGUACUGCGUUGGGAUUAAUUAAUUUCCUUAGUGAGGACAAUAUUGGGGACAUCUUGGGGCACAUGAAGAAUUUCGAGUCAAUCUUCUGCGGUAGCUACCUCAAGGGGGAUCACACACCGAGUUCAGCCUCAGCUGAAGCAGCUGCCCUCCACAGUGCUGCUCUGGGUGCAUGGAGUCUCCUGCUGACACUCCUACCACCGGGAGAUUUUGUCUCAUUCAUGAAGGAGCGCACCCUUCUGCCCACACUGCCCAACCUCAUGGGGAUGCUGCGUUCACCCCAUUUGGAUGUUCGUAUGACAGCUGGUGAGGCAAUUGCCCUUGUCCUAGAGUGCGGCCGGGUGCACGAUGAGGAUUUCAUGGAUGAACAUUUGGGGAAUUUGAUUGAGAUGACAAAGCAACUGGCUACGGAUUCGCAGAAAUUCCGCGCAAAACGCGACCGGAAGACACAGAGGGCAACAUUUAGGGAUGUCUUGCGGUACAUUGAGGAUGAAAUAUCGCCGGAAAUUAAUGUGAGAUUCGGCAAGGAGACACUCGUACUCAAUACCUGGUCAAUGCAUCAUCAAUACACAGCUGUGUGCUCAGCCAUUGGCUCCGGAGUGACUGUUCAUCUGGCUGAAAAUGACUUCCUCCGCGAUGUCCUGCAAUUGGGCGAAAAGAUCAUGACCAUUGGCGCAGUAACGACGAAACAGAGUAAAUUGGAGAAGCAUCUCAUCAAUGCAGCUGCAUUCAAAGCACGUACCAUUUCCAGGAGCAAGCACAGGGACAAGAGGUCAGCUGUUAUUAAUUGAUGACAACCUCCCACCCCUCACCCCCGGAUAUCUUACUCACGAUCUUAAACAAAAAAUUUGCGUAACUUUUUUUUUCUUUUGUAAUAAACUCCUUGAGAUUUUCCCGAGGAAGGAUUCUUUGGUGUGUUGUAGUGUAAAAAAAAAAUAAGAAAGAAUUAUUGCUUCUAUAGAUAAUACCAAAAUAUAUUCACCGUAGAUAAAAUAAUAAAAUUAUAAAAGAAAAAAAACCAAAA